Closterium sp. Yama58-4 is the source of this 489-nucleotide messenger RNA. NCBI's taxonomy places the organism in Eukaryota, Viridiplantae, Streptophyta, Zygnematophyceae, Desmidiales, Closteriaceae. The record is from the annotation of a GenBank genome assembly.
AUGGCGUCCUCGCCGCUUUCAUGCUUGCAGCAAGCCUCGGCCUGCACGGCUGCCAGGCUGACAAAUCUAUCCAGCUCCCGUAGCUGCCACGUCAGCAGCCAGCGCCUCUCGCUCCCCUCCCUCGCCUGCUCCAGCACCUCCGCGUCUCGCGCCGCAUCCGGCGGCGCGGUGCGCGUGAGCGCGGUGAAGAAGCAGGAGGAGCUGGCGGAGAUCCGCGGGAUGGGGACGGCGGAGAUCGAGCAGGCGGUGGUGGACCUCAAGGGCGAGCUCUUCCUGCUGCGCGCCAAGCAGGCCACGCGCCUCGAGUUCAAGCCCAGCGAGUUCGGCCGCAUUCACAAGCGGAUUGCACGGAUGCUGACUGUGAGGCGGGAGAGGGAGUUGGAGCAGGGCAUUGGAAAGAGGGAGUCAAGAAAGCUGGACGGAGCAUGGAAGAAGAGCAUUGUGCCGCGUCCACCGCCCUCUUACAACCCGGAGGAGUGGAAGAAAUAG